CGAGAGCUGCCGCGGCCGCAGCAGCUGCCGGAGCGACCCGCGGGACGAUGCCCGCCGCGGCGCCUCCCCCGCUGCACCCCCCAGCGGGGCCCGCGGGCUCCUGCUGCCCCUGCGCCCACCACCCGGGACACCGAGGCUUGUUUGACCACACUUUAAACAGCAUAAGCUCAAGGAUAACACAAAGGAGACUACAAGGGACUUGUCCACCCAUCGGUCGUGGAAAUUUUGGAAAACCUUUCUUUGGUGCAAACAGUUAUAGUUCCCCAUUUUUAAACCCCCGGAAUGGUUUUCACACUAUCCAUUCAGAGAAUAGCCCUGUAAAGCCGAGGAUUGUUACAGUGGUGAAACCAAGUGGACACACACUCAGGAAGAUCACAUUGCUUCUGAACAGGCGAUCUGUCCAGACUUUUGAACAGCUGAUGGCUGAUAUUUCAGAAGCUCUGGGAUUUCCACGUUGGAAAAACGAUCGUGUGAGAAAACUUUACAACCUGAAAGGCAGAGAAAUAAGAAGUGUUUCUGAUUUCUUCAGAGACGGUGAUGCAUUCAUUGCUAUGGGAAGGGAGCAGCUGACUUUGAAGAACCUUGAAGUGGUAAUGCAAGAACUUUAUCCCAGUAGCCCAUAUGCUCUUGGUAUAAUUCAACAAAACUUGGAACAGUCCCAAAAACUUAAGAGCAGGCUGUGUGACAAAGCUGUGGAUAGUGGCUUUGAGACAGAGAUUGCCAAGAAUGGCAAUGAUGCCAUAUCUUCCCAACUAGUAGCCAGGCAUGAAGGAGAAAUUCAACCUAAGACCAGGCAAGAAGAAAAGGUGAGGGCCAAAAAAAAAUGGGGCAGAGAGAGUUGGGGCAGAGAGCAAGAUGUGAAGCCAUCUAGACAAGCCAGAGAAGGAGAAAGGUACUUUAAUCAAGAGAAAAGUCUUGAGAAUGAAACAGAAAAGAGUUCAGAUGAGAUAAUGAGAUGUGAGAAGUGUCAAAGAGAGAGACAGCUCAGGCAAAAACUACAAAGGGAAAGGCAGGCUGAUGUUUCAUUUGAGAGCAGAGACCUGAAUGUGGGAAUGUGUCAGAGAUAUAAUUUAGAAAGGAAUGUAAAAAUAAGGAAUUGUAGGAAGUCUUCAGAAAACUCCUUAGAAGGUGAGGAAGUUGAACGGAAGGAUACUGGCUGUAGAAAAAGCUGGAAACCCUUACAAAGGAGUGUUAAUGAAGAGCUAGAAAACCAAAAAAGGAGUUUGGAGAAGGAAAGGAAUCCAGAAAGGCAUGAGAAUCAUGACAAAGAGUUAGUAAAGAUUAAGAAAAAUACUAUGGAAGCUCUGCAGGUGGCUCCUGAAGCAAAGAAAGAGAAUAGAAGCAGUUCCAGAAGUAAUCAAAGUUGUUGGUUAAUGAAGGACUGUCAAGGAGAUGCAGGGAAGCCUAUAAAAGCAAAGGGAGAGGGCAAAGAGGUGCGGAAGGCAAAAGAGGAAGGUGCUGGAGGGGAAGAGAAUGUAGUGCAUGGAGAGAAUGAAUUGACAAGGAUGAAAAAGAUGGGAGUACAUAAAGCUAACAAAGAUGAAAAAAAGCCACAAGAAUUUGAAAGCACGAGGCUGAGGCGAAAUGUCCAUACUAGAGCUGAUGUGGAGAGCUAUUAUGAGAUAGGCAGAACCAUUGGGGAUGGGAACUUUGCUAUUGUGAAAGAGUGCCGGUGCUGCAACACCAAUGAGAACUAUGCCAUGAAAAUUGUUGAUAAGUCCAAGCUGAAGGGGAAGGAGGACAUGAUGGAAAAUGAGAUUUUGAUCAUUAAGAGCCUUUCUCAUCCCAACAUAGUGAGCUUGAUUGAGGUGUAUGAAACUGAGGCUGAGAUCUACCUAAUCCUGGAGUAUGUCCCAGGAGGGGACCUAUUUGAUGCAAUCAUAGAGAGCAUAAAGUUCACUGAGCACGAUGCUGCUCUCAUGAUAACUGAUCUGUGUGAGGCUCUAGUUUAUAUUCAUGGCAAGAACAUUGUCCACAGAGAUCUGAAACCAGAAAAUCUUCUGGUUCAGCAUAAUGCAGAUAAAUCUACUACGUUGAAACUAGCAGAUUUUGGCCUUGCAAAGAAGGUUACAAAACCCAUAUUUACUGUGUGUGGAACACCAACAUAUGUUGCCCCUGAAAUACUUGCUGAAAAGGGCUAUGGACUGGAAGUAGAUAUGUGGGCUACUGGUGUGAUACUCUAUAUUCUGCUGUGUGGCUUCCCUCCUUUCCGAAGUCAGGAGCGAGAUCAGGAAGAACUGUUUCAAAUCAUACAGCUGGGUCAUUAUGAAUUCCUUUCACCGUAUUGGGACAGUAUUUCGGGUGCAGCGAAAGAUCUGAUAACCAGGCUAUUGGUGAUAGAUCCUUUAAAGCGUUACACGGCUCAACAAGUUCUUCAGCAUCCCUGGAUCAGAACAGCUGGAAAAACCAACAGCAGAAACCUGCAGAGGGAAGUGACAAUAAAUAUCGAGCGCCACUUUCGGAGCCAGCGCAGGAAGGGAGUUGUAGAUGACAAUACAUGAAACCCUUUCUUGUUAAUUUAGUCCUCUUUGUUUUUUCCUUUCCUAAAUGAAUUGGGCCCAUAGCUUGUUGUUAUUGUUACUUGACCUUUUUUAGAUUUUGAGAAUCUGGGGAAGUACUGGAUUUCCAGGGCCUGGUCCAGCUCCCACUGAAGUGACUGAGUCUUUCCACUGACUUCAGUGGGCACUGGAUAGGUCUACAGGUGUCCUUUUUUUAAAACACUGAACUGGGCCUUUAUGUUACAAACUGUUUCUCUUUUAUAGAUUAAAAGUAUUUGCUUUUGCAGUUAACAUCAGUAAUGAUUACAGAGUGUUUUCUGUACUCAUUUUGUAUGGAAGCUGCCAAAAGUUUUGUGUUUAUGGCACCUUGUUAUGGUAAUAUGUAUGUGUAUGUACACACCCUGCACUUAACUUCUAGACUGAGCCUUUAUACCAGUUACUGCUAGUGACACAAAUGAUAAGUAAACAAAAUAUAAAGGAAUAUAUCCUUUCGCUAUAGGUUACAUUAAGUAUGAUGCAAGCUACUUGUAUUCAGUAUAAAUAGUGGUGAGUUGAUCCAGGUAGAGAAAAAUUUGAACCCCUCUUCUUUCAGCAGUGGGGUGCUAUAUUAUGAGGUCAACUCAAACCUCUGUGAUUUGUCUUAUCAUGUGAACACCUAAGUAUGUAUGAGGGAAUAAAAAUCCUUGCAGUCUUACAAAAUUAGUUACCCAAUUAGCUAUUUUAUUGUAUUAGGUAUUAGGAAACAUCCUUCCUUGGUCAUUCUCAGAGACAGAGAAGUAGAGUGGACCAUUGGUCUGUUAUGGUAUGCAAUUCCUAUGUUUCUACAUUGGCUCUUGAGAGAGAGGAAGGAUGUCAUGGCUGGUAAUUUUUCAUGGCAGCUUUGCAAGACUGUGGUAACAUUUUGCUAUGUGCUGCUGAGGAGUCUCUUUUUUCCUUCUCUGGGAACAAAAAGUCCAGGAACAUGAGCAAUUUCUGUGGGAACUCUGGCUCUCUUUUAUGAGGUGGAGUGUGGAGAACAGUUACUCAGUAUUUUUUCAAGAUCAGAUUUCUCCUCUCAGAUCCACGCUGGUGGAUUCCAGUUUUCUUAUGUGCUUAAAGAGGGGAAAAAGUUGUGGGACUCUUUUAAACUCUCCUUAGCCCCUUCCCUGAUCAUUUCCCUCCUCUCAACGUGGUGGCUGCUUAAUUGUCUUUUGACUCUUCUGGUGUCUGUUGCUGCCCUCCUUCCUCUUGCCACCUUCCCCUGGUGGCUUAUGCCCCCCUUCCUUGGUGUUUUACUCGGCUAGUCUAUAAGUAUGAAUAAUGGGAUGAAAUUAAAUAAAAACUAAACUCAGGAAAAUAGUUGCUAUUAUUCUAUGGGAACGUCUCCCCAGGGAAGUGGAAAAAUCUUCAUUUCAUGAGUUAUUUAAAACUGGACUGGACAAAGUGGAAAAAAAAAAUUCUGUCAGGAAAAAUCUGGUCCAGGGAAUGAGUCUGACCUAAUAUAUCUCUUGUAUUCCUGAGUUAUUUGUUAUCCAACCAAAAUCAACAAGCACAUUUGUUGUCUGUUUCUGGUAAAAUUGUCCAACAGCUCACAGUUAACAAUAUUGACAUUUAAAAUGUUUAUUAAUAUUAGCUUUGAGUUAAUAGCUCAUUGAGAUGAAGGGGGCACACCCUCAGAGCUAUUGUUUCAGUAUUUUUGUCUGUAGAUACAGUAAAACAAUGUUGUAUUGUUUAUUAAUCAGAAGGAUAUUUUAGUAACCAUAAGGACUAGAAUAUUUUUUUAAGCUGAAAGUUUAAACUGAUGGGACUGCCAGGAAAAUGAAAGGUGUUGCAUCACGUGUCCAUUCUAACAAAGCAUUCUGCAGCAAGAUGUCAGAGUUGAGAUCUGGUAAGUGGCCAGAGAGAAGAAUUGCACCUUCAGUACUUACGAUCAAGUUGAACUGGCUUAUGUUUAAUACUUACUGAAUUAAAGGUUUCUGUGGAAUUCAACUACUAAUCAGAACUCUCAGACCUUUAAACUAUGCCAGUAAUUAUAUUUAAUUGAUAUGCUGUACAUUUGUGUCUAGGCUCUGAUUAAGGAAAGCAUCUCUUUUUGGGAAAGAAGUAAAGCAUGGGCUCAAGUGCUUUCCUGAACACGGAUGGAUUUAAGCAUGUGUGUAAGUGCCUUCCUGAGUCAGGCCCAUAAAGAGCCCCGGUAUUCCGGAGGCCUUGUGUGGUAAUUGUGUGUAAGUAAUAAUUUUCCCUCUGUAAACUUAUUAAUUCUUUGACAGGAAGCUAUUGGAAAACACAACUUUUAACUUGCAAUAUCAAAUAUUGCAAUUCUCUUAAUUUACUUGAUAUUUUAAUAUAAGAAUAAGCUUGAAGUGACAUUUUUAGGUGCAGUGAAUCUACCAGUCUGGAUUUCAGACUACCGGGUUGUCUGAUCACCUUUAAGAAAUUGUGUGUAACAGCUUUAUGGUACUGAAGAGGCAGGACGCACUAGUGAUUAAAAGAGAUUCUUAUUUCUGCUGCUACAAGGACAGGUUCUUGUCAUUUUCUCUGGCUCUCUAGAUACCAGACUGACUAAACACAGCCUGUACUGCCUAAUGUCAUUGCAAGGUCUCCUUCAGUCCUGGCUCUGGACUAUGCAGUUAUGGAAGGGAAUGCUAAUACACAACACUAUGAAGGAAGCACUGAAGAGUUUUACCGUUGGUGUUGCACAGGACAAAAGGAGACGCUCGGCCAUGGAUUCCAAUCGUCUGCCUCAAUUGAGAUGUUUAGGAAGCAUUUUGGUGCUCCUCGGGGAUUUCACCUUGUCCUUUCCCUUCCCUUUUAGCUAUUCUCUUGUUUUCUUUUCUUUUCUUUUCUUUUCUUUUCUUCCCCUGCUUCCAGGGCCCAGUCUCUGCAGCUCUACACUCCCCAGUUCUGUGGAUUCAGAGGCCUAGAGUGGUCUAAUCCAAGAGCUUGAAGCAAUGACUCUGCAGGGGGCCAGAGUGUUUCGCUUGCCCAGUACCACCAAGGAUCCCCUGCUCAUGCUGACAUUUAACAAGUGGAGGAGGAUUCAGCUAGCAAAGAAAGCUAGCAAAGGCAGGCAAUCUGUGAAAGCCCCUCAGUCUUGAGGGCUUGCAACCCUCCCCCCAUCUAAUACUAUCUCUUCUCAAGCAUUCCCCUUCCUAUUCCAAGACCUUCCAAUCCAGACCCAGUCUUUAUGGUGCAUAGAACCCAAAUGUUCUUCUAUAUGGAUAUGUUCAUUGGAGGGAGCUUUCCCCCACUUGCAUGUCUUUUUUUUUUUUUUUUUACCUUUCCCUCCCACCAUUCAGCAAUCUCCUCUGAUCACCCCUUGUCAAGGUUCCUCCCCCACUCUGAACUCUAGGGUACAGAUGUGGGGACCUGCAUGAAAAACCUCCUAAGCUUAUCUUUACCAGCUUAGGUCAAAACUUCCCCAAGGUACAAAAUAUUCCCCCCCGUUGUCCUUGGACUGGCCGCUACCACCACCAAACUAAUACUGGUUACUGGGGAAGAGCUGUUUGGAUGCGUCCUUCCCCCCAAAAUACUUCCCAAAACCUUGCACCCCACUUCCUGGACAAGGUUUGGUAAAAAGCCUCACCAAUUUGCCUAGGUGACUACAGACCCAGACCCUUGGAUCUUAAGAACAAUGAACAAUCCUCCCAACACUUGCACCCCCCCUUUCCUGGGAAAUGUUGGAUAAAAAGCCUCACCAAUCUGCAUAGGUGACCACAGACCCAAACCCUUGGAUCUGAGAACAAUGAAAAAGCAUUCAGUUUUUUACAAGAAGACUUUUAAUAAAAAAUAGAAGUAAAUAGAAAUAAAGAAAUCCCCCCUGUAAAAUCAGGAUGGUAGAUAUCUUACAGGGUAAUUAGUUUCAAAAACAUAGAGAACCCCUCUAGGCAAAACCUUAAGUUACAAAAAAGAUACACAGACAGAAAUAGUUAUUCUAUUCAGCACAAUGCUUUUCUCAGCCAUUUAAAGAAAUCAUAAUCUAACACAUACCUAGCUAGAUUACUUACUAAAAGUUCUAAGACUCCAUUCCUGGUCUAUCCCUGGCCAAGACCCAGCAACAGACAGACACAGACCCUUUGUUUCUCUCCCUCCUCCCAGCUUUUGAAAGUAUCUUGUCUCCUCAUUGGUCAUUUUGGUCAGGUGCCAGCGAGGUUACCUUUAGCUUCUUAACCCUUUACAGGUGAGAGGAGCUUUCCCCUGGCCAGGAGGGAUUUCAAAGGGGUUUACCCUUCCCUUUAUAUUUAUGACACCCCUUCUCGCUCCUUUGGUUCCCUGAGAUUGAGUCACCUUUCCCUUAGAUUUGGCCCAUUGUGAGCCAGUUUCUUUGCCUCAGCAAAGCAAAGCAAAAAAACCUAAACCAACCAAACAAAAAACAAGCAAACCCCAAACCACACUGGAAAAUAGCCAAAAGCAAUAGAAGACUAAAGCCCGCAUUGAGAUCUCGUUCUCACUUUUCCUCUUCAUCCUUCUGAGAGAGUGAAAUUUCUCUUUCCUCCUUGUCUUCCUCUGCUCAUACUGCCAGACUAUUCUAUUAGAAUAAAUAUUAAAAUUAAUUACCAGUGUCCUUAUGAUUCUGAAUACUGAACAGGAAAAAUCCAGGAAAGACCCUUUUAAAAAGAAAAGUUAAGGAUGAAAUAGGAUUCUGUAUUCCAGAUGCUGUGGAAAUCAAUGGCAUCUCCCUAAAAAGGGGUGAGGGUGGGGAAGAAUUCUAGUAAUGGGGUUUGCUAGAUACUUUUAUCAAAUUCAGGAGGGUGACAAGCAAAAGUAUGUUUCUUUCCUUUAAGCUGAUGUGGUUAAUAUUGCAUUUUUCUCACCUCAUAUGCUAUAAUGUUGAAGGCUAAAUCCAAACUUUACUUUUGGUGGCAGUUACCAUGACUCAUAGACGCAGUGAGCUUGCAACUCUUUCCAUUGGUACAAUUCUCUUUGCUGAUUAAAUUCUUACUUAAUUAAGUUUUCCCCAGAAAACCUCCUCUUUUUGUCCACAAAGGGCAAGUCCCACUUCCACCUGAACAAAAACAUAGCAUUGCCUUACUUGGGUCCUAAGUCUCUCAUUUAUCUACCUUAGAUAUUUACAUGUCUCCAUUACUGUACUAUCUCAUUAUCUCACAAUCUUUAAUGUAUUUAUCCUCACAACAACCUUCUGAGGUAGGGAAGUAUUGUUAUCUGUAUUUACAGAUGGGUAACUGAGGCCCAGAGAGACUAAAGAUGCAGAUAGGAACCUAUCAGGAACGUGCUUAGGCACCUAACUUCCUUGAAAUCAAGGGAGUUAGGCACCUACAUAACUUUAAAAAUCUAAUCCUAACUGGUUUGUACAAGGCCCCACCGGAAGUCUGCAGCACAACAGGGACUUGAACCUAGCUUUCCUAAAUCCUAGGCUAAUGCCCUCACCACUGGGUUAUCUUUCCUCAUGUGAGUGCUAUUUGUUAUAUAGCUACUUUAUGGGUGCCUCAGAACAGAGUCAUAAUCAGAAACCUUGAAAGCCACCAGCUGGUCUUUGGUAUACUCCUUCAUCAGACAUUAUGAGGUAGGUUUUCCACCCCUCUGCUGAGGUAGCCUUGGUUGCAAGGUAAUGUAAGGACUUAUGGAGAAUCACCCUCAAACUCCGGUCUGACUGGUGGUUCCACUGAGAAGGAAAAAUUGCCUACUGCUUGCCUUUCCCCAGUGUCCAGAAUUCAGAUUGGUAGAUGCAGUCUGCCUGGGAAUGUGACAAGUUUUUUCUGUCUGUAAAUUGAUCUUCUCAAAGGCAUGAAUCCACCAGUGUACAUCCUUCCUUCCUAGAUUUCCUUUCUCUUGCCUCCUAGAUUUCUCCUGAAACUUCUUUUGGUGGCAAUUUUCUGUCCUAUGCAAAUCCAGCAGUAGAAUUCUACAGGGUUGUGUCAUGGGCUUCUCAGAGGAGUGUGGGCUAUUACAAUGUUUUGGCAUCUGUAUCAGUACUGUUGGUCCUAUAAUAAGACCAAUUUACAGGUAGGAUGAAAUUGUACCAUUAUUCCAACUGACAUUGGGAUAUAAACUUUAGCAUGAGAACACUGUAUAUCACGUUUUCUAAUUUACUAUAUUACGAGUGCUGGCUGUAAGUGUAUGGGUUUUCUAACAAUAUUUUUUUUAUCAGUUUUGGAAACAUAUGUUUAAAAAGUCUGAUGCUGGCACUGUCCAGGUGUAAUGUGUGUCUUCAUUUUUACUGGGAAAGACCCAUUCUAAGGCCCUGGUCAUACAAACACACACACGCCUAACUUCAAACUACAAUCACUUCAUUGAUUUCAAUGGAGGCUACUCACAGUAGUAAAGCAAAGCAGAUAUGUACAUAUUUUCAGUAUAGGGGCAUAAAUUAGUUCCAAUAGUGUCCUUAUUUCAGUGCCACAACUAAUCAUGUCCAUUGAACAUUUUGUUCCUGCAAGCAAGCAUGACAACUGAAGCUAUUUCCAUUAAAACCGCAUGUACAUAGCAAUUCACUGAAAUGUCAUAUAUUCAUUUCUUAAAAUUCUAAUUUAUUUAUUUAAAAAUGUAUUUACUUUGCUUGAGGAAACAAGCAAUUAUAAGUAAGAUUGACAAUUAUUACAGAAGCUACUUCUUCAAAAGAGUGUUAAAGGAACUGUUAAAGGAAAGGAAAGUGCUAAAGGAACUGGCGGCUGUGAUUGCAGAGCCAUUGGCCAUUAUCUUUGAAAACUCGUGGCGAACGGGGGAAGUCCCGGAUGACUGGAAAAAGGCUAAUGUAGUGCCAAUCUUUAAAAAAGGGAAGAAGGAGGAUCCUGGGAACUACAGGCCAGUCAGCCUCACUUCAGUCCCUGGAAAAAUCAUGGAGCAGGUCCUCAAAGAAUCAAUCCUGAAGCACUUACAUGAGAGGAAAGUGAUCAGGAACAGUCAGCAUGGAUUCACCAAGGGAAGGUCAUGCCAGACUAAUCUAAUUGCUUUCUAUGAUGAGAUUACUGGUUCUGAGGAUGAAGGGAAAGCAGUGGAUGUAUUGUUUCUUGACUUUAGCAAAGCUUUUGACAUGGUCUCCCACAGUAUUCUUGUCAGCAAGUUAAAGAAGUACGGGCUGGAUGAAUGCACUAUAAGGUGGGUAGAAAGUUGGCUAGAUUGUCUGGCUCAACGGGUAGUGAUCAAAGGCUCCAUGUCUAGUUGGCAGCCGGUGUCAAGUGGAGUGCCCCAGGGGUCGGUCCUGGGGCCGGUUUUGUUCAAUAUCUUCAUAAAUGAUCUGGAGGAUGGUGUGGAUUGCACUCUCAGCAAAUUUGCGGAUGAUACUAAACUGGGAGGAGUGGUAGAUACGCUGGAGUGCAGGGAUAGGAUACAGAAGGACCUAGACAAAUUGGAGGAUUGGGCCAAAAGAAAUCUGAUGAGGUUCAAUAAGGAUAAGUGCAGGGUCCUGCACUUACGACGGAAGAACCCAAUGCACAGCUACAGACUAGGGACCUAAUGGCUAGGCAGCAGUUCUGCGGAAAAGGACCUAGGGGUGACAGUGGACGAGAAGCUGGAAAUGAGUCAGCAGUGUGCCCUCGUUGCCAAGAAGGCCAAUGGCAUUUUGGGAUGUAUAAGUAGGGGCAUAGCGAGCAGAUCGAGGGACGUGAUCGUCCCCCUCUAUUCAACAUUGGUGAGGCCUCAUCUGGAGUACUGUGUCCAGUUUUGGGCCCCACACUACAAGAAGGAUGUGGAUAAAUUGGAAAGAGUCCAGUGAAGGGCAACAAAAAUGAUUAGGGGUCUGGAACACAUGACUUAUGAGGAGAGGCUGAGGGAACUGGGAUUGUUUAGUCUGCAGAAGAGAAGAAUGAGGGGGGAUUUGAUAGCUGCUUUCAACUACCUGAGAGGUGGUUCCAGAGAGGAUGGUUCUAGACUAUUCUCAGUGGUGGAAGAGGACGGGACAAGGAGUAAUGGUCUCAAGUUGCAGUGGGGGAGGUUUAGGUUGGAUAUUAGGAAAAACUUUUUCACUAGGAGGGUGGUGAAACGCUGGAAUGCAUUGCCUAGGGAGGUGGUGGAAUCUCCUUCCUUAGAAGUUUUUAAGGUCAGGCUUGACAAAGCCCUGUCUAGGAUGAUUUAAUUGGGGAUUGGUCCUGCUUUUGAGCAGGGGGUUGGACUAGAUGACCUCCUGAGGUCCCUUCCAACCCUGAUAUUCUAUGAUUCUAAAAGGACUCAUUUUUUCAGCCGUUCAUGUAUAUUUCAAUUCUGACAUUGAAAAGUACUGUUUUCCUACAGGUCUUCAGCAUCAGUACUCCUGUACCUGAAACAGCAUAAAUAGAAAUGUAUAUAAUAUAUUGAUGGCAUAUUAAGAAGUUACAGAAGUCAAAGGCUUUCUCUCUAGCCAGUGAAUGCCUGUGAUAAAGUGGUUGCCAUUUAAAAUCAGCAUGUGUCCACAUUUACUGUAACAUGAUACCUGCGAUACCACAGCUUCCCUACUAUUCAACUAGGAAUAGCUGUGUGGUAUCUGUUAUCAAACAGUGGCCUUUUUAUAGCAAUCACUCUAAUUUAUAACAGUGCAGUAUUGCAUUUUAGUGGUGUCUACAGAGGGCUAAUUACAACUGUGGCUUAAUGCUUUGAUCUUAACAGCUGAAUAUAGUGAUGUUUCCUGCGUUGCUAAUAAAGUCCCAGUCUGGCAAUAUUUUACUGAAGUAUGUUUUUAAAGUUGUCACAACCAGAUGCUAUUUGUUGGGAAGGGAAGAGGUGAUUUCGUGUAACAUCCUGUCUACUGGUUCACUGUGUCAGCCUUGCAUUCCAAAACAGAGAUUUUAUUUACAUGCAAAUAAAACCUGCACUCACACUUCAGAAACUGCUUGGAUAGUGCAGAAAGUUAGUGUUAAUCAUUAAAAAGGAAAUGGUUCAGAACAGGAAAAAAAGUACAUUGUGUGCUGCCAUCGGGGCUGAUUGUGAUAAAUAGGGAUGUAAGUAAAGAACUAAUUUCUGGAGCAUUAAGGUUAUCUCUAAGUACUAAAUUAGAUCAGUGCAGCUUAAUUUAGAAAUAAAAGGGCUUCUGCAGUAAAGUAGUGGGAAUAUCUGCCCAAUGGAAAAAUUCAACCGGACUAUAUUGAUUGGGAGAAACGUUUAGGAUCUAUUACAAACUAUUUCCUAAGUCCUUUGUGGAUAUCUGUACUGAAUAAGGUCUAUUGGAUGCUAGGUUUGAUUGCUAGAGGAGUGUCAUGUCUUAAAUGAAAGAUGGUCCUUUUAUUAUUGCUGUGAGGCAAUGAUGCCUCUUAGAAUACGAUUGUUGGUGUCCCUUCAGAAGGCCUGUCUCUGGAAAGAUUUCAGCACAAAACUUUCUGAAAAAUAUUUAAUCUCAAAGGUUUCAGUAAUGAAGACAGUUUUUCUAGAGAGACUUGUAAUUACAGAGUGGAUCAGCAGUCUGUGGAAUUCAUUACAGCAGCCCAUUACCAAGCAAAUUCUGUUACUGAAUUGUUAAAAGGAAGGUAUAAUUUUGUGACCGUAAACGUUUGUAGAUAUAGGGGUUGAGAUAUUGACAACUUUAAUUAACUACAGAGCAUAAGCUUAUCACCUGCUGGGCUCAGAUAAAAUCCACCCUUGCACCCACUUUAUGUACGGCACUGAACUGGCCAGGUUCGUUGUUUUUGUUUGUCUUCCCUAUCAUCUGAUAUUGUCCAAUAUUGGAGGCAGAACCGAAUAGGAUAUGCUAAUGUCUACAUACUCAUAAGUGUAGGAUACAUUGUGGACCAACUUUCAAACACAGAACCAGUGGUAGCAUGCAAAAACACAUGCAUGCAUGUUGCACAUAUAGAAACUCACCAAAUAUGCAGUAACUCUGUUGGUGUGCACCUUACACCUAUUUUUAAAAUGGUGGCCCUUGUGAAGUAACAGCUAAACAAAAGAAAAGGAGAACAUGAAGACAGGCAAGCACAGGGAAUGAAAAUGCAAAGAAACUCUUUACUUUUUCCAAGAUGUCUUUAUUUUCUUGAAGUAAAUCAAUGCUGUAAACGAGGCGAACGAAUCUUUAAUGAGUAAAAUAAAAAAUGUGUUUCCUUGUGUGUAA
This is a messenger RNA of Caretta caretta (loggerhead turtle), 12444 nucleotides long. It is a transcript of the gene DCLK3, whose product is annotated as doublecortin like kinase 3. Gene Ontology annotation, molecular function: protein kinase activity; ATP binding. NCBI's taxonomy places the organism in Eukaryota, Metazoa, Chordata, Testudines, Cheloniidae. Gene Ontology annotation, biological process: intracellular signal transduction; protein phosphorylation. The record is from RefSeq and is a predicted model, not a curated record.